UUGAAUAAGAAAAACAAAAGCUUUUCACAGCUUCAGAAUCUUAAAAUGAUUGAUCUGUCUUACAGCAAAGUUCAACGAUUGCCAAUAUUAAACUCCCGGAACUCCAACACUAAUUGCCUGGAACGGCUCCUAUUAAGAGGUUGUGAUAGGUUAACCAUAUUGCCCAAUUUGAAAUCAGUGUCUGGCCUCCAGAUUCUUGAUAUUUGUGGUGCCAAUAAAUUAAAGACAAUUACUGGAGAACAAUUUGAAAAAAAAGACCACCUUAAAAUCCUCGAUCUAUCAGAAACUCCAAUAAAAAACUUGCCUUCCAACAUUGCGAAUCUUUGUGAUCUUAAAUUGAAAGGAUGCACUGAGCUUGUUGAACUAUCAUCUGUGAAAGCAUUGGAAGAGAUGAAAAAGCUUCAGGUUCUAGAUCUUUCAAAAGCCUCUAGAUUGAUAAGUCUUCCAUCUCUUUCCAAACUUGGGCUUCUCCGUCAUCUCUUUCUUAAAGAUUGUUCUUCACUACAAAAUCUUGCAUCAAUGGAAGGGCUUGUGAGCCUUGAGAUUCUUGACCUCUCCGGUUGUGAGAAGCUGCUUAAGUUGCCCCAGUUGAAAGACUGCCAAAGACUUGAGCUUCCAGAUCUUUCAGGUUGUAGUGCUUUGACCACAAUUGAUGGAUCCUUUGAAUGCAUGUCUCGUCUUCAAAAACUAAAUCUCUCUGAUACUAAGAUUCAAAGAGUACCAGAUCUAAACUGCACCGAGCUAAAAGAUUUUUCACAGGCAAAAGUCCUUUUGAAACUCAAGGACCUUGAUCUUAAUGGUGUGAAAUCUUUGAGUAAUGCCCCAGAUGAAUUUUGGAAGACUAUGAGUAACAUUGAAGCUCUCAGCCUAUGUGGGGUCAUUCUUCAUGACUUCAAAUUUAUCUCCAUCCUCACCAAUUUGACUCAGCUUUCAUUAACAAUUCAUUCGGGUGCAGAAAUAGAUUGUCAUUUGGGAGAACUUACAAAGCUUCAGGUUCUAAAUCUAUCUGAAACAGCCAUGGAGGCAGGAUCAUCUGUCACUAAACCUAGGAGUCCCCUCACUCUUCAAUCUAUUGGGAAACUUAUAAAUCUCUUUGAGCUCUCAUUAUGUGGUUGUUCGAGCUUAGAAAGCAUGCCUCCCCUGGAAUCACUUGGUCAUCUGCAGGUCCUUAAUUUAUCAGGCACUGGAAUAAAAGAAUUCCCCUACGUAAUAUCAGAGUUGGCUUGCUUAAAGUGCCUUGUCCUGCCAGACUUGGCCGUCAUUCAAAGACUUGAUUGGAGCAAGAUAAAGCGCCUGCCAGAGGAACUUAGCUGGGAAAAAUGUAGCAUACCUGAACCUACUGAGAUUUCUGCUCAAAGCAGUAAUCUUUACUUGCAGGUGACUAGAGCAAAGUUUUUUGAGAUCUUGGAGAAAAACCCAAAUUUCUGGAGAAACUGCUUCAAAGAGUUUUAUGUUUCGGUUUGCUUCAAUGAGCAAGAAAAAGGCAGGCUUUGCCGUGGUGGGUUUUUGGAAUUUCGUGGGUCUAGUGGAUCUGACAAUUUCCCUCCACAUGUUAAGGAAGCCAUCUCAGAAGCUGAAAAAAUCUGUUUCAUUGACGAUAUCUCUACAAGUUGCUCGUCCAUGUUCAGUGCAUUUGAUGUUAAUGAAAUAAAAGGUUGUUGGCUGGAGAGAUGCCCCGAAGUGGAGAAAGUAUUUUGCCAUGAAGAUGGAGAAAUAAAGGAGAAAAAGCUCGAGAUUCUGUGGGUAUCCAACCUUCCAAAACUAAAUAGUGUUUGCAGCGAGAAAUUGCAUACUGAUAGUUUUAAUAAUCUUAAACAUUUGUACCUUGAUUGUUGCCCAGAGCUUGAAAGUCUCUUCCCUCCAACUCAGCUUCCCAGAUUCCUAGAAACCCUUAAAGUUAAAUUCUGCGAUAAAGUGAGGAAACUUUUUGACUGCACGGGGGGUGAAAACUUUAUAUUGGAUAAUUUGAAAGUAUUAUAUCUUUUAGAUUUGCCAGAGCUGGAGAGAGUUGGGGUUAAAUUACCUCGUGAGACAGAAUAUACUCACAGGAACUGCCCAAAGCUGCAGGACACUGGAGAGAGUCUGAAAUCUAACUGAAAGACAGAAAGCCACUGAAUGACUCAGAACAACAGUUUGUAUAUGUUAUAUCUCCCUCAAUAACUGUUAGAGGAUGUCAACGUAAGCUAACUGAAGAGAGGAGUAAAGCAAUGGAAUACAGAAUGAUCUACAUCUUGCUGUCAUAUUAUGUUUACUUGCUGCAUGUUUGAGGAACAGAAUCCUUGCAGAUCGUAGCAAGAGUUAUGUUUCUCAUUAAUAUUCUCUGUACUCUUAUUAAUUCACAUGUAAUCUCAACCAAUCAUUCUGUAUUCUUACCUCAGUUGAAACUGUAAGCAACUCUAGAAAUUUCAAUUCAUGGAUUUGCUCAAACAAAUCUUGAUCUCAUAAUAGAAGUAGCCCAAGUAUUUCUCUU
Messenger RNA from Carica papaya (papaya), 2470 nucleotides. The record is from RefSeq and is a predicted model, not a curated record. Lineage: Eukaryota; Viridiplantae; Streptophyta; Magnoliopsida; Brassicales; Caricaceae.